This is a messenger RNA of Arachis stenosperma, 983 nucleotides long. Its product is annotated as NAD(P)H dehydrogenase (quinone) FQR1-like. The record is from RefSeq and is a predicted model, not a curated record. The transcript has 4 exons. NCBI's taxonomy places the organism in Eukaryota, Viridiplantae, Streptophyta, Magnoliopsida, Fabales, Fabaceae. The coding region runs from base 77 to 688 and encodes 203 amino acids. Gene Ontology annotation, molecular function: FMN binding; NAD(P)H dehydrogenase (quinone) activity.
UUCUUCAACCAUCAACGACGAAGAAACACAUAACAACACACAAUCAUCAACUGAAAGAGAACAUUAAAAAUCAUCAAUGGCAGUCAAAGUUUACAUUGUUUACUACUCGAUGUAUGGGCAUGUGGAGCAACUAGCAAGACAAAUAAAGAGAGGUGCAGAAUCUGUACAAGGUGUUGAGGCCAAACUAUGGCAGGUACCUGAGACACUACCAAAUGGAGUGCUUCAUAAGCUGAAUGCACCACCAAAGAGUGAUGUACCAAUCAUUGAACCUGAUAUGCUCAAUGAAGCUGAUGGCCUUAUCUUCGGCUUCCCCACGCGGUUCGGAAUGAUGGCUGCCCAGUUCAUGGAUUUUCUUGACAAAACCGGACCUCUUUGGUUGCAACAAGACCUUGUAGGCAAGCCUGCUGGACUCUUCUACAGCACCGGUUCGCAAGGCGGUGGACAAGAAACAACACCCCUUACUGCUAUAACAAUGCUGGCACAUCAUGGAAUGAUUUAUGUUCCAAUCGGAUACACGUUCGGCCAUUGCAUGUUCGAGAUGGAAGAAGUGAAAGGUGGAAGCCCCUAUGGAGCAGGGACUUAUGCUGGUGAUGGAACAAGACAGGUUUCUGAGAUUGAAUUGCUGCAAGCAUUCCACCAGGGGAAUAUUCUUGCCAGCAUCACCAAGAAGCUCAAGGAUUCUGCAUAAAGCAUAUAAUGUUUUUGGCAAUUUUUUCUUUUCAAGGUGAUAUUGAUUUGUAUGGAGUUCAAUUCUAGUACUUCUUGUCUUCCUUUGGAUUCUGUGUUUAUCAAGCACACAAAUAGAUUAAAGUUUUAUUUUAGUCCUUUAAGCUUUAUGAAUUAGUCAUUUUGAGUCCCUAGCAUUCAAAUAUUAACUUUAGUCUCUCAAGUUGAAAAGUAUAAGUCAUAUUAGUGGUUUUGCCUCAGAAAGCACACUAUUAAAAUGUAUACCAGAGUUGGGAAUUUCUUUGAUGAAGAGUUGA